AUGGCGCCCAAAGCAAUGUCAGACAUCAAGUUCUUCAACGUAACGUUUCCAGCACCAUUUGUGGCACACGUGGAAAUCAACCGACCACAGAAGCUCAACGCCUUUUACGAACCGAUGUGGCUUGAGCUCAAAACAAUAUUUGAGAAAUUGUCUCCAGACCCAGACGUCCGAUGCAUUCUGAUAUCGGGUGCAGGUGAUCGAGCAUUUACUGCAGGUCUUGAUGUGCAAGAGGCAUCGAAGUCUGGAAGUCCGCUCGGCACAGCUGCACCAACUCGUGACCCAUCACGGCAGGCGACGAGCUUAAGAAGGCACAUUUUCGAACUACAAGAUGUCAUUUCGGCAGUGGCACGUUGUGAAAAGCCAACCAUUGCACUUCUCCAUGGCUAUACAUUUGGUCUAGGGAUUGAUCUAUCUUCAGCGUGCGACAUUCGGUUUGCUGAAAGUGACACCAAGUUCUCGGUCAAAGAAGUGGAUAUUGGACUGGCUGCGGAUGUAGGCACAUUGAGCCGGCUUCCAAAAGUGGUGGGCGGAAUUACCAGCUGGGUGAAAGAGGUCACCCUCACAGCGCGACCAUUCACAGCGGAGGAGGCUUUGCAAAACCGAUUUGUGAGUCGGGUGGUUAAGGGCAAGGCCAACCUCAUCAGCGAAGGACUCGAAUAUGCCAAAUUUGUGGCAAGCAAAAGCCCUGUGGCGGUGCAAGGAACCAAGAACAUCUUGGAUGCCGCUUGGGGCAGAACAGUGGAGGAUAAUCUCAACUACACGGCGGCAUGGAAUGCGGCCAUGGUGCAGAGCUCGGACGUGUCGAGGGCAAUGUUGAGUGGAUUGCAAAAGCGAACACCAACAUUUGAAAAGCUGUGA
Molecule: messenger RNA, 858 nt
Organism: Exophiala aquamarina CBS 119918
Lineage: Eukaryota; Fungi; Ascomycota; Eurotiomycetes; Chaetothyriales; Herpotrichiellaceae
Exons: 2
Coding region: 1-858 (285 amino acids)
Cellular component (GO): mitochondrion
Molecular function (GO): delta(3,5)-delta(2,4)-dienoyl-CoA isomerase activity
Source: RefSeq, a predicted model, not a curated record